Fraxinus pennsylvanica is the source of this 1869-nucleotide messenger RNA. The record is from the annotation of a GenBank genome assembly. NCBI's taxonomy places the organism in Eukaryota, Viridiplantae, Streptophyta, Magnoliopsida, Lamiales, Oleaceae.
AUGGCAAAUAGAGGCUCGCUUUCUCAACAGCAAAUCAACGUUUCAGCUGAAGGAUGCGGUGCUGAGGAUGUUUUGUAUAAGGAGCUAUGGAAGGCUUGUGCAGGUCCAUUGGUGGAUGUUCCAAAAAAUGGAGAGAAAGUUUAUUAUUUUCCUCAAGGUCACAUGGAACAAUUGGAGGCAUCUACAAAUCAGGAACUGAAUCAGAGGAUAACAAUGUUCAAGUUGCCUUCAAAGAUCCUAUGUCGUGUUUUUAAUGUUCAGCUACUGGCCGAGCAAGACACUGAUGAAGUUUAUACACAAAUAACUUUGAUGCCAGAAGCACGAACCGAGAAUAUAAGUCCGGAUAAGGGUCCUCUCGAGCAACCUAGACCUGCUAUACACUCAUUCUGCAAGGUUUUGACAGCCUCUGAUACCAGCACACAUGGUGGAUUCUCUGUUCUCCGUAGACAUGCUAACGAAUGCCUUCCUCCCUUGGAUAUGACCCAGCAGACACCAACCCAAGAAUUGGUAGCCAAAGAUUUACAUGGAACUGAAUGGCACUUUAAGCAUAUAUUUAGAGGUCAACCCCGACGGCAUUUGCUUACAACGGGAUGGAGUACAUUCGUUACUUCUAAGAGAUUAGUUGCUGGGGAUUCUUUUGUAUUUUUGAGGGGAGAGAAUGGGGAAUUACGUGUUGGAGUUAGGCGUCAUGCUCGUCAACAGUGCACCAUGCCGUCUUCAGUUAUUUCAAGUCAGAGCAUGCAUCUCGGAGUGCUUGCAACGGCAUCUCAUGCAGUUGCAACACAGACCAUAUUUGUUGUUUAUUACAAGCCAAGAACAAGUCAGUUCAUCGUAGGCCUCAACAAAUAUCAAGAAGCUGUAAAUCAUGGUUUCAAAGUUGGCAUGAGAUUCAAAAUGAGAUUCGAGGGAGAAGAUUCUCCCGAGAGAAGGUUUUCUGGUACAAUAGUUGGGAUGGAAGAUAUUUCUCCCAACUGGGAAGAUUCGGACUGGCGAUCAUUGAAGGUUCGAUGGGAUGAACCUGCAUCUAUUCCAAGACCUGAAAGGGUUUCUCCAUGGGAAAUAGAACCCUUUGUGGUGUCAGCACCCACGUCCCCCGCGUUGGUUCAUCCAAUGGGAGUGAAGCAUAAAAGGCUUCGAUCACCUGCUGAAAUUCCAGUUCCUGGUUGGCUUAGUCUUUCAAAAUCCUCUCUAAAUAUGUUUUCUGAAGAAACCGGAGAGAGUAAAAGUGCCUCGGUAUGGCCUAUGUUUUCAAACAAUUCAGCUCUAGAUUCAGGAAAACUGAGCAAUACCCCAAUGUCAGAUACAAAUUAUGAGAAGAGGGAGGCCACUGUUGCAUCUUGCCGAUUGUUUGGGAUUAAUUUGACAAGUCCCUCUGCCCAUAAUAAGGAUUCUCCUCCAAAAUCAAUUGACAUAUCAACCGAUACUGGUGAUGUAUAUGUUCCAAGUGCACUUUCCUCGGUCAAUUCAAAACAUGAAUCUGGUCUUUCAAAGGAUUCCAAAUACCUGAAGAAAGAGCAGUUUCGAGGUUCCACAAAGGAGGGUCAAAGUAGCCACGGUCCCUCCACCAGAAGUCGCACCAAGGUUCAAAUGCAAGGGGUUGCAGUGGGUCGUGCUGUUGACUUGACUGCAUUGAAGGGAUACGAUGAGCUUAUAAGUGAGCUUGAAGAGAUCUUUGAAAUAAAAGGGGAACUCUGGCCUCGAAACAAAUGGGAAAUUGUUUUUACAGAUAACGAAGGGGAUAUGAUGCUCAUGGGUGAUGAUCCAUGGCCAGAAUUCUGUAACAUGGUGCGGAGAAUUUUAAUUUGUUCGAGCCAAGAAGCGAAGAAUGAGAACAGGGAGCACUAUUCUUCCUUUGUCUUCAGACAAUGA